Molecule: messenger RNA, 1484 nt
Organism: Hemicordylus capensis (graceful crag lizard)
Lineage: Eukaryota; Metazoa; Chordata; Lepidosauria; Squamata; Cordylidae
Gene: LTAP1
Product: chromosome 14 C1orf43 homolog
Exons: 7
Coding region: 231-890 (219 amino acids)
Biological process (GO): phagocytosis
Source: RefSeq, a predicted model, not a curated record
ACCCCACCCGGGAGAAGCCCGCAGGCCUGGCUGGCCGGGAGCGGAGGAGUCGGCGCCGGUUACCGUGGCGAGGGAGCGCAGGCGACGGGGGGCACUUUCUUCCCCACCCCCGAAUCCCAGGAAGCGGAAACAGGCAGAAGGGCCUCAAGGUGGGGCGAGGGGGAAGAAUUGGCCAACAACAACAAAAAAAAGUCUUUGUGCUGCUCUUCAUUUUUGUCAAGAGGCAGAUCAUGCGCUUUGCCAUGAAGUCUCGCCGUGGUCCCCACGUGCCAGUUGGUCAACAUGCGCCUAAGGGCAUGAAGGAGGAGAUCGACAUCAGGCUGUCCAGGGUUCAGGACAUCAAGUAUGAGCCCCGGUUGUUGUCGGAAGAUGAUGCCAGGCUUGUGCAGCUGGAGGCGCCAAGGAGCCCAUUUUGCUAUAACUACUUGUACAGGAUGAAGACCUUAGAUGCUAUUAGAGAUUCAGAGAUCCCGUUCACCAGCGAAGGCAGGCAUCCCAAGUCCUUGAUAGGGAAGAACUUCCGUGCCUACCUGUUGGACCUGCGUAACUCCAGCACGCCCUUCAGAGGCAACCGCAAGACUUUGAUUGACACGCUGCUGGACGGAUACGACCGCGCUCGCUAUGGGACGGGGGUUUUUGGCAGGGCGGACUAUCUCAGCUACCAGGAAGCUCUGUGCGAGUUGGCAGCCAUCGUCAAGGCCCGCGGAGGCGGCAGCCAGCGGCAGCACCAGUCGGCAGCCAAGGACCUGACCCUCUCGCCCGACGUCUCGGGCCCCACCACCAUCCAGGUCACCUACCUGCCCUCCAGCCAGAAGAGCAAGCGGGCCAAGCACUUCCUGGAGCUCAAGAGCUUUAAGGACAACUACAACACCCUGGAGAGCACCCUGUGACGGGCACCGGCGCCCCCUGCAGGCCCUUCUCCCUGGCACACACACACACACACACACCCCGAGGCUGCCCGCGUGGACCCAGCGGCGUCUCUGCCUGGGCACCGGCUGGCAGCUGCCGCUUUUCAGCGGACGACUUGAUGUGAAGCACGUUGCUUCUUCGUGGGGGGGUGGGGGGGCGUCCCCCAGUGCCCUCGCCCCCCCACCCCACCCUUUGCGGUUUUGUAAUAUAAGUCAUUCCGUUCGCUCUAAUUUAUUGACGGAGACUCGAAUCGCGGGCAUGCUUCUCCGUCUUCGCCAGCGGCAGAGAAAGGACGUUGCUGGUCGUGCGACUCUGGGUCCCGUCCCUUUCCCCCUUCCAUGGUUGGGGAAAAGCCUCUUGUCUCUCCUGUAUUCCUGCCCCAUCAAGCUGGUUCCUGCUGCAGGCCAACUCCAGGCCUGCUCUUUCGCCCACUGGCUGUCGCUGAGCCUCAAUGGGGGGGUGGAGGCGGGUGGCCCCUGGUCCCGAGCCUCAGCCUUUUCCCUCUUGGAGUGAGAGCCAGGCCUCCGGUCCUUUUUAAACCCCUCUUUAAUAAAAUGGACACUUGGCGAACCUUG